Entamoeba nuttalli P19 is the source of this 348-nucleotide messenger RNA. RefSeq lists its product as hypothetical. The coding region runs from base 1 to 348 and encodes 115 amino acids. The transcript has a single exon. Lineage: Eukaryota; Evosea; Mastigamoebida; Endamoebidae. The record is from RefSeq and is a predicted model, not a curated record.
AUGGAGAAAGGUGAAAGUGAAAAUCUCUUUAAAGAAAUAAACAAUAUUUCUCAUAGUGAAAAUGAUUUUAGUGUAAAUGACUUCAGUGAAAAUGAGUAUGAAGGGUUACUCAAGAGAGUCGAUGAUUUCAGUCCUGUUUUUACAAAAGAAGCUAACAAAUUUCAGAAAAAAAUAGAAAUGAUAAAAUCUCAAUCUGACAGUUCUAAAACUCAUCAUUCUUCUUUACUAAGCAAUUGUCGCAUAUCGAUUAUUCUGCUUUGGGGUAUUCUUUUUGUACUUUCUUUGUUAUUCUUUUAUACUAUUCUUCGUGUAUUGUUAAGAUUAAAUUCUAUGAACCACCCUUUCUAA